CUCCCAGCCCCACUACAGCUGUUCCUUACAUGUCAGUGAAGUGCAUUGAUGUACGGAAAAACCACCACAAAACCAAGUGGCUGAUGCCCUGGGGACCCAACCACUGCGAGAAGCUCAAAGACUUCGACGAGGCGGUGAGCCGGCAGAUUGAAGCCAACGACAUCGUGUUUGCCGUACACAUUCCCCUGCCCAGCAAGGAGAUGAGCCCCUGGUUCCAGUUCAUGCUUUUCAUCAUGCAGCUGGACAUCGCGUUCAAGAUGGACAACGACCUAAAGGAAAAUGCAGAAAUUACGCUGGAUGUGUCAUUAGCAUAUCGUGAUGACAUGCUUGAAGAUUGGGAAGAAAUAGCACAUGCAAUAGAGAUCAGGAAGCUGAAAUGCACCUUUGGCUCACCGAAAACACUGGAGUCCGAAGGCCGUCACUACGACUGCGACUUCCUGCCCUUCAUGGAGAUUGGCAGCGUGGCCCACAAGUACUACCUCAUCAACAUCCGGCUCCCCGUGAAUGAGAGGAAGGGCAUUAACGUGGGCAUUGGGGAGAUCAAGGAUAUCCGCCUCGUGGGCAUCCAUCAGAACGGAGGCUUUACAAAAGUGUGGUUUGCCAUGAAGACCUUCCUCACCCCCAGCAUUUUAAUUAUCAUGAUCUGGUACUGGCGACGGAUCACACUGAUGACACGCGCUCCUGUGCUGCUGGAGAAGGUCAUCUUUGCCCUGGGGAUUUCCAUGACAUUCAUUAACAUCCCCGUGGAGUGGUUUUCCAUCGGAUUUGACUGGACUUGGAUGUUGCUCUUCGGAGACAUUCGACAAGGCAUUUUCUAUGCCAUGCUCCUGUCAUUCUGGAUCAUCUUCUGUGGGGAGCACAUGAUGGACCAGAACGAGCGGAACCGUCUCUCGGGGUACUGGAAGCAGGUUGGACCUAUAGCUGUUGGCUCCUUCUGCCUCUUCAUCUUCGACAUGUGUGAGAGGGGAGUGCAGCUGAAGAACCCUUUCUACAGCAUCUGGACCACUGAGGUUGGCACAGAGCUGGCUAUGGCCUUUAUUAUAGUUGCAGGAAUCUGCUUGUGUCUCUAUUUUCUCUUCCUGUGCUUUAUGGUCUUCCAAGUGUUCAGAAACAUCAGUGGAAAGCAGUCAAGCCUCCCAGCCAUGAGCAAGGCUCGCCGCCUCCACUACGAGGGGCUGAUUUUUAGGUUCAAGUUCCUGAUGCUCAUUACUCUGGCUUGCGCAGCAAUGACAGUCAUCUUCUUCAUCGUGAGCCAGGUGACUGAAGGCCAUUGGAAGUGGGGGGACAUAACGAUACAGGUGAACAGCGCCUUCUUCACCGGCAUCUAUGGGAUGUGGAACCUCUACGUCUUCGCUCUGAUGUUCCUCUACGCGCCAUCGCACAAGAAUUACGGUGAAGACCAGUCAAACGGUGACCUGGGAGUAAACAGUGGGGAAGAGCUUCAGCUCACCACCACCAUCACCCACGUGGACGGGCCUACGGAGGUUUACAAGCUGGCUCGCAAGGAGGCUCAGGAGUAACUCUGAGGU
Messenger RNA from Apaloderma vittatum (bar-tailed trogon), 1529 nucleotides. It is a transcript of the gene WLS, whose product is annotated as wntless Wnt ligand secretion mediator. The transcript has 11 exons. Gene Ontology annotation, cellular component: endomembrane system; organelle membrane. Gene Ontology annotation, biological process: Wnt protein secretion; intracellular protein transport; Wnt signaling pathway. The annotation marks the transcript as partial. Gene Ontology annotation, molecular function: Wnt-protein binding. Lineage: Eukaryota; Metazoa; Chordata; Aves; Trogoniformes; Trogonidae. The record is from RefSeq and is a predicted model, not a curated record.